AAGACAUUUUGUUGGGAACUACGGAAGAAUUUUGAUAAAUUAUACAAGGUAAAAGAAUGAAAAAAAUUACAUUAAUUAUUCUAAAAAAAUGAUUUAAAAUAUCUUAUUUAAAACAAACAAACGUGUAGCAUGUAUGCUUUAAUUCCUAACAAAUUUCUCACCCAAACUCACACACUUUUCUAUCCUAUUUCUACUAUUAUAAAGAGACGGAGUAGAGAGCUACAAACACACAAAAUUAAAGCAGCAUAAGCACCAAAUAUCUCACAAGAGUCUAUAUCCCUCUCUUUUCACACGGAAGCAUCCGAACCAGCUUUCUACAAACAAUUCAAAGUAAAACUUAUCUCGACCCUCUGCAUAUUCCCAACACUUGAAACUAAAACUCAUCACCCUUAUCUCCUUCACCCACCUUUUGCUCACUCAAGUUUGCUUUCGGGUCUAAGAAUUUCGCCCCUUCUGCAAGCUAUCUACCUAACAACACCAGCCGAAUCGACGUUCAGAAGAUAGAGUAAUCAUAUUGGACAAGAGGUAUUUUUUACUGCAUUUUUUCCCUUCUUGUUAGUUGUUAUUAAGUUAUUUUGCUCAUCUUGCUCUUUAUUCCCAACCUUUAAGACAAAAACAAGAAUGCCGGACUGAACAAAUAUAAGUGCUGCACAUGUGGUGUCUCUAUGAUGCAGAUUUAUUUUCAAUGAAAGCAUGCACAUGUAGUGUCAAUCAUUAUUUUCUAUGAUGCAUUUGGGAAUUUCUUAACUUAUUUUUAGUGUGUUUGGCUAAUUUUGUCAAAGUUGUAUACUAUUUGUGUCCCAAAAUUUUAUACUGUAUUAUUUUUUUUCUAAUUUUAUUAUAAUUCCUUUCUCUACGUCCAAUUAUUUUUUACCAACUAGUUAUGAGUCAUUAUAGACGUUCAAUUAUUUUUGAGAUUCCAACAUAGCUUUCUCUAUCAAAUUACCAAAUAAAACCAUACCUAUCACUUGCUGCUGCAUGAAUUCAGUUUACACAAACAUAGCAAUAUUCUUCUACUCCAAUGCCAAACAAUGAACAUACAUUAAAUAAUUUUGACAAUUACUUGGAAGCAUCCGCAUGUGGUGUCCAAUUAAAAUCUAUGAUAAAUAAAAUAAAGAAUUUUUUUAGUUGGAUAAUUUUCUCUAUAAAGUUUCUCUUCUAAAUAUUUAUUUCUUUAAAGUUUCUCUAUAAAGUUUCUCCAUAACCAUUGUUCAUCAAUACAACACCCCUGCGAUUUCUUUGUGUCAACUUCACUUUUUCCUCAAACAACCAUCUUCAUCUAACAAAUAUUCACAAACACGUGCAAUAAUUCCUUCAUAUCUCAUUUCACCCACACAUACCUGACCAUAUUUGUGUUCUUCACUUGACUCAAAAAAACAGAAAUCGUAAGAGGACAGUUGUUGGAAGAGUUUCAGAUUCUCUUCUUCUUCUCAUCAAGUUGGUUGCUGAAAGUCAUUAUGGACAAAUAUUCUUCUCAAAUAUUGCUACCAUUUUCUUUCAUCAUAACCACCUUUCUUUUCACUCAGGUCUUAAGUCAAUUCCAUGUUGUUGCGGAUAAAAUGUACAAUUCUUGUGCUCCUUUCAAUUGCGGUAAUUUUUUAAAUAUAUCAUAUCCUUUCUGGAAUCUUAACACUCAACCCAACUAUUGUGGCCGUCCGGAAUUUACACUUGACUGCCAAAAUGGCCUUUUGACUAUGGAAAUUCUGUCCCAGAAAUUUCGCAUUCUUGAUAUAAAUCAAUCCUCUCAAGUUUUGAGAAUUGCAAGAGACGAUUUAUGGAGUUUUGUUCCUGGAAAAGAGUUUCCUUGUCCCAAACAUUAUAUUAAUGUGGAAAUAGAUUCUCAUUUCUUUCAUUACACUUCCAACAAUGAAAUGUAUACUAUAUUGUAUGAGUGUGGCGAUCUUCCAAAUUCAUACUUCACUCCCUCGUUUCAAAUUCCUUUUGAAGUAAUGGGUUGUUAUAUUGAGGGAAAAUUUCAGAGUACAUACGUAGUUUCAAGUUCUAAAUUGACUGAUUUUAAUGCGGUGAACUGCAAGAAUAAUAUCACAGUACCUGGAAAAAAGAACUCUUUGCCAAACAAAUCACGCAUUACGAAGGGUAUUUUAAUCCAAGGAUUUGAGGUGAGAUGGAAUGGUGUUGGGGAAGACAGGUGCCGUGCUUGUACAAAAUAUGGAGGGAGAUGUGGAUACAAAAGAGUAGAAAAUUCAUUUUUGUGUCUCUCGAAGAGAUCUUCCGCCUCAAAAGGAACAUGGAAUUUGAAAAAGAAAAUCAUCACUGGUGUUAUUUCAACUGUGUUGGCAACACUCGCUGUCAUCACAUCCAUAUACUUUUAUAAGCGUUAUAAUAUACACUCUCGCAACCUCUCCUUACAACCUUUUAGACUUGAUAGUCAACGCAUUAGUAAAAGUCAAAACUUUGGGGUCGAGCACUUCAUCUUUAAAGAUCUUUACAAGGCGACAAACCACUUCGACAAAAAACUAGGAAAUGGAGGCAGUGCAGAAGUGUUUUAUGGAAAACUACCAGAUGGGCGUGAAGUGGCAGUGAAAAGGCUUUUUAACGGCGUCAAUAAUGAACAACAUUUUCUUAACGAGAUAAAUAUACUAGCAGGAGCUCGUCAUUCUAAUCUCAUCUUGUUACAUGGUUGCACAUCACCCGAUAGUCGUCGAGCUUUGAUUGUCUACGAGUAUGUUCCUAAUGGAUCUUUGAGUGAUCAUCUUCAUGGUGACAAAGCAACACCGAAUAAACUUCCUUGGGACAUUAGGAUGAGGAUUGCCAUGGAGACAGCAGAUGCAUUGAGCUAUCUUCAUCUUUCUCAUAUCAUUCAUAGGGAUAUUAAAACGAGUAAUAUUCUCUUAGAUGCCGAAUACCAUGUUAAAGUAGCUGAUUUUGGACUUUCGCGCCUUUUUCCUAAUAAUCAAAGUCGUGUUUUAACAAUUCCAAAAGGGACAUUAGGCUAUGUAGAUCCCGAGUACAGUCAAACUAAUGCACUUACUUACAAAAGUGAUGUGUUCAGCUUUGGAGUGGUGUUGAUUGAACUCAUAACAUCUUUGCGUGCUUAUGAUCGCAACAGAAAGGAUGAUGGUGUCAAUCUGUACGACAUGGCUAUUAAACGAAGUCAAGAUCAAACUUUGCAUGAUAUUGUGGAUCAUACCCUCGGUUUUGAUACAGAUUCCAUGAUAACCCAAAUGAUUAAUGGGGUUGCCGAGUUAGCAUUUCGCUGUCUCCAAAGUUCCAGUGAUAUGAGACCAACAAUGGAAGAUGUGCUCAAGGAAUUGAAAGAAAUCCAACCUCAAGUAGCCGGCAGUUCUACGCCAAAUGAUGAAAUAGUGUUGCUGAAUAAUGAUCUAGCUUGACUCUCACCUAGUUAAAACAAUACAAAAGUCUAGUUCAGUAAGUAUUUAACUACAAUAUGUUGUUAAGUAGUUUGCUUAUUUCAAUUAUUUUGGCUAACUUUAUGUAAAUAUAUACUAUGGAUUGAUUUCAAUGUAUCAUUCAGUGCAUUCAAUGUAUCAUUGAGUGCAGUUUUACUAUGAAAUGAGCAUUACAAAAUAUUACUUA
This is a messenger RNA of Vicia villosa (hairy vetch), 3558 nucleotides long. RefSeq names its product LEAF RUST 10 DISEASE-RESISTANCE LOCUS RECEPTOR-LIKE PROTEIN KINASE-like 1.2. The transcript has 7 exons. Lineage: Eukaryota; Viridiplantae; Streptophyta; Magnoliopsida; Fabales; Fabaceae. Gene Ontology annotation, biological process: protein phosphorylation. Gene Ontology annotation, molecular function: ATP binding; protein kinase activity; polysaccharide binding. The record is from RefSeq and is a predicted model, not a curated record. The coding region runs from base 1458 to 3353 and encodes 631 amino acids.